Molecule: messenger RNA, 2526 nt
Organism: Entelurus aequoreus (snake pipefish)
Lineage: Eukaryota; Metazoa; Chordata; Actinopteri; Syngnathiformes; Syngnathidae
Product: semaphorin-3D
Exons: 18
Coding region: 140-2365 (741 amino acids)
Biological process (GO): semaphorin-plexin signaling pathway; axon guidance; negative regulation of axon extension involved in axon guidance
Molecular function (GO): semaphorin receptor binding; chemorepellent activity
Source: RefSeq, a predicted model, not a curated record
ACCGUGAAGGCGGCACUCCUUAAACCAGGCACUCAGCUUUCACGUGCGCGUCACCACUGACAUUACGGAGUGCAGGUUGUCUUUCUCUGACGUCAUCGUUGUUCAUGUGACGUCACUGUCACGCCAACUGAACAGUGAGAUGGCGGCGAUUCUGUGGCUCCUCCCUCUGGCCGCGCUCACGGCUACAGCCGCAAACCCGCGCAGCCAAACGGGACCCCGGCUGCAGCUGUCGCAUGAAGCACUGAAGAAUAGCUCGGCGAUCUACUGGGGGGAAGGCACCAGCGGGGGUUUCCAGGUGCUGCUGUUGGAUGAGGAUCAAGGCUGGUUGCUGGUUGGAGGAAAAGAUCACAUCCACCUGCUGAGGUCCCACAGAGUGGAUCUUCCUUCGCAGGCGGUGCACUGGCCGGCGGCCCAAAGAGACGUGCGCCACUGCCUCAUGAUCGGCAGAAGUCUGCAAAGCGAGUGUGCCAACUUUCUGCGUCUGCUCCAACCUUUCAACAAGACGCACGUUUACGUCUGCGCCACGGGUGCCUUCCAUCCUCAGUGUGGCCUCCUCCAAGUCACGCUGGACACAGAGGAGGCCUUGUCUCUGCUGUCUCACACAGUCGUAUCCGGACAAGGAAAAUGUCCGUACGGUCCCAGAGAGCCUUUCACUGCUCGACUGAGCGACAACGAUGUGUACGCUGGCACAUCUCUGAAUUUAAUCGGAACCAAUGCGGCCAUCAUUCGUACGUCCAUCCAGGAUGCCGGUCGGCAUCUCCGCACGGAAGCUUAUGACCAAAACUGGCUCAACGUGCCGGAGUUCGUGGGUUCCUUCUCCAUUCCAGACACUCACAAUCCUGAUGACGACAAGAUUUACUUCUUCUUCAGGGAGGCGGCUGUCGAGGCCAACCAGUGGGACAAGAGGGUCUACAGCCGAGUGGCUCGAGUUUGUAAGAAUGAUGUAGGAGGCAAGCGGAGCCUGAUCAAUCGCUGGACCACAUUCCUCAAAGCCAGACUAGUCUGUUCGGUGCCAGGUCCAUCUGGAGUCGACACGCAAUUUGAUGAACUUGAAGAUGUCUUCAUCCUGGAGUCGAAGGACCCGCAAAACCCGAUCAUCUAUGGAGUCUUUAAAACCUCCAGCUCGUUGUUUCGAGGCUCGGCCGUUUGCGUCUUCUCAAUGUCAUCGAUUCGAGCGGCGUUCAACGGGCCGUUUGCUCAUAAGGAAGGUCCCGACUAUCGCUGGGUGGAGUACAAAGGCCGCAUCCCGUACCCGAGACCUGGUGCUUGUCCCAGUGAAACCUAUGACUCGCUCCACAAGUCCACUAAGGAUUUCCCAGACGAGGUGGUGAGCUUCAUCCGACAGCAUCAGCUGAUGUGGGAACCGGUCCUACCUCUGGGCGGCAGACCCAUCUUAACUCGGGUCAAUGUGUCCUACAUGUUAACGAGGGUGGUGGUGGACAGGGUGGAUACAGAGGACGGAACUUACGACGUCUUAUUCCUGGGCACAGAUGAUGGGAAGGUGCUGAAGGUAGCGUCCGAGGUCAAAGACACGUUGGAGAACGAGGAGCUCAUUCUAGAAGAGUUAACGGUCUUCCAGAGUCCUGCUGCGAUUCUUAGCAUGAAGCUCUCCAGCAAGAAACAACAGCUGUAUGUGGUCAGUGAAGGGGGCGUGGCCCAGCUGGCGUUCCAGAGGUGCGAGUUGUACGGCAAAGACUGCACAGACUGUCGCUUGGCCAGAGACCCGUACUGCAUCUGGGACGGACAGACCUGCUCCAGAUACUUUGCCUCCAGCAAAAGGAGGGCACGGACACAGGACACAACGUAUGGCGACCCCUGGAGUCAUUGUCCAAUCACAGAUGGCCACUGGGACUCUGUGGAGGUCAAGGUUGUGUAUGGCGUGGAGGGAAACACGUCCUUCAUGGAGUGCGUCCCUCGCUCGCCACGAGCUCAACUCAGGUGGACGCUGCAGCAGCAGAAUGAACAAAGUCAUCUGCUUCGUCUGUGCGACGACGAGAGUCACGUCCACACAGAGAGAGGGUUGCUGGUUCAACGCCUCAAACUGGCCGACGAUGGCGUCUACACCUGCACUAGCGCCGAACUCUCCAACAACCGCGUUGUGAGCCGCUAUCGCCUUUACGUCAUUCCCGCUCAACGCCUCCACGCUGCCCGCGGCCGCCCUACCGUCCACCGGCUGCAGCCUCAAGUCCCGCCCGCUGCUGCUUCGUCUCUGCCGCACCGCAGCUGGCCCACAAGCCCCAAGGACCAGAACAAGGUGGAGCAAUAUUGCGAGCAGCUGUGGUUCCGAGAGAAACGGCGGCAACAGAAGAUCUUUGCGCUGAAACUGAAGCAUGGCAGUAGAAAAAGUCGUGUGAGGAGGAACUAGACACAUGACAUGAGAACCUGAGAUCAGUCAGGUCCUGUGAACAUGGCACUCAUGGACUGAUGGAGAACAUAAACAAGUUCACAUGCCCUGUAUUUUAUGUAGCUAUGUAUGUAUGUAUGGCCAACAGACUUUGCUAAAAUAUGUUAUUCUACUAAAACAAA